Achroia grisella is the source of this 824-nucleotide messenger RNA. Its product is annotated as apolipoprotein D-like. The coding region runs from base 132 to 755 and encodes 207 amino acids. NCBI's taxonomy places the organism in Eukaryota, Metazoa, Arthropoda, Insecta, Lepidoptera, Pyralidae. Gene Ontology annotation, molecular function: pigment binding. The transcript has 4 exons. The record is from RefSeq and is a predicted model, not a curated record.
CCGAGACGGCCGUCCCGCGACUUGUUAAAGUAAUGAUGUUUACAAAACAAGUAACCAAAUACGUGUUACAACCGCGUAUCUGAAACUUCCUCUACUAGAGAAAACUCAUUAGAUAUAUUUAAUGUAGUGCGAUGGGCGAAUUCACAGUGAGAAAUGCGUCCAAAAUAUACUUUUUGUUGAUCUGCAACUUGUUUAGGGUAGUCCUAUGUACGGGACUAGGGAAAUGUCCCGUUUACCCUCAAAUACCGGACUUCGAUAUAAGAAGAAUGACAGGCACGUGGUAUGAAGUGGAGCGAUCGUUCUACCUGAUGGAACUGUCGGCCAGUUGCACAGAGCUUAACGUCACCCUCAAUGACAGGGGGUACCUGGUCAUCACCAUAAACACGGUUAAUAGAUGGUUAGGUAAUCCAUCAACUACGUACGGCAUCGGCAUCCCCAGUUUCAGCGGCUCCUCCGUGUUCCGGUACAAGGUGAACAACCGUAUGCCGUACAUCAUUGGACGGCUGUUACCCGGCGCCGGCCAGUACAACGUGCUAUCCACAGACUACGACCAGUUCGCACUUGUCUGGUCCUGUAGCAGUUUGAGUGUUGCGCAUUCCGAUCGCAUAUGGGUGUUGGGACGGCACCGCGAGAUAGAGGCGGCGUUACGCGCACAGAUCUACGCCAGUAUGGUGAAGAUGCGACUAGACCCCGACCGCCUCGUCAUAUCCAAAAACAAUAACUGUACUCACAGAUCAUUGAACACAAUAAAUUAGCUAUGCAAUUGUCAAUACAAUAGUGUACUUUUCAAUAUAGUUUUAAACCAAAUACGGUUAUACCAAACU